Messenger RNA from Lentinula edodes (shiitake mushroom), 1908 nucleotides. Its product is annotated as acyltransferase ChoActase/COT/CPT. NCBI's taxonomy places the organism in Eukaryota, Fungi, Basidiomycota, Agaricomycetes, Agaricales, Omphalotaceae. Gene Ontology annotation, molecular function: carnitine O-acetyltransferase activity. Gene Ontology annotation, cellular component: peroxisome; mitochondrion. The transcript has 8 exons. Gene Ontology annotation, biological process: carnitine metabolic process. The record is from RefSeq and is a predicted model, not a curated record. The coding region runs from base 1 to 1908 and encodes 635 amino acids.
AUGUCUAAGGCAUCCCGGCCAUCGAAAUUGAAAUCUUCUGCGUCUCUUCAUACCUCUGAAUCUGUACCUCCUGGAUAUGUAUUGGAUCCGAGGGCUCCACCAAUGCUACGAUUUCAAGAAUCCCUUCCGCAUCUUCCCGUGCCUUCCCUCUCGUCAACUGCCGCCAAGUACCUCGAGACUGUCAGACCGCACGUUAAUGAUAUUGCUUUCGCAGAGACGGAAGCUGCCGUGAAAGAGUUUAUAUCAUCGCCGCAGGUUGCGGAACUGCAGAAGAGGUUGGAAGCAAGGGCAGCGGAACCUGGGAUCAAGAACUGGCUCAGUAACUGGUGGAACGACGUUGCCUAUAUGGGCUACCGGGACCCAGUAGUCGUAUUCGUCAGUUACUUCUAUGUGCAUCUUGAUGACAAAUUUAGAAGGGAACCAGCUGCACGGGCCGCUAGUCUGAUCAAAGCUAUGAUGGUUUUCCGUGAAAUGACUGAAGGCCAGCUACUUGAACCCCAGAAAGUACGCGGCGCACCUCUAUGUAUGGAUUCAUACAAAUGGUUAUUCCAUUCAUCUCGUUAUCCCGUGAAACCGUCAGACGUUGCGAAAAAACACGAUCCGAAGACAAAUAAUCAUGUUGUGUUCAUCCGCAAAAAUAGGUUCUUUUCCGUACCUCUAGCUAUUGACUCCGACCCAAGACGUGAGCUAUCGGCAGCCGAACUUGAAGUGUUCGUGAAUUCUUUCGUAGGGAGGAUCAUCCAGCAAGCUGGUUCUGAAUCAGCUACAACCGUUCCAAUUGGCGCACUUACUUCGGAUAAUCGUGACUAUUGGGCCGAUGCCCGAAAGACAGUUAUUGAUGGGUCCCCGGAAAACGAGAACGCGUUGCGGGAAAUUGAAAGUGCCAUGAUCGUCGUAUGCUUAGAUGAUACAAAACCAGUCACGCGAGAAGAGAUUUCCUGGUCUUGUUGGGUCGGGAAUGGACGGAACCGCUUCUAUGACAAACAUCAACUUAUCGUCUUUGACAAUGGCCGUUCAGGUUUCCUGGGCGAACAUUCGUGCAUGGAUGGUACCCCUACGUUGCGAAUGAACGAGUUUAUUCUGGCUGCCAUAGCUCAAAACAAGAUAAAUCUUGGACCUCCGCGUACAAGCGAAACUGAAGUUUCACUUCCUCAACCAGUUGAGAUCAAAUUUGUUUUGAACGACAAAAUACGGAAAGAUGUCGCCUCCGCUGAGGAACGCUUCGACAAACUUGUCGCCGAUCAUGAUUUGCACGUGCUUCAUUAUGAAGGAUACGGGAAGAAUUAUAUUAAGAAAUUCAAAGCGUCCCCGGAUGCUUGGGCCCAGCUCGUGAAGCAGCUCGCUUUCCACAAGAUGUUCAAUCGUCCCCCAGUUACUUAUGAAAGUGCCCAGACGAGGAAAUACCAACUCGGACGGACCGAAGUCAUUCGAAGUGCCAGCAACGAGUCCAAAGCAUGGGCAGAGGCAAUGCUUGAUCCACACCAGACCGACGUCCAUCGAUCUUCGUUGUUCCGCGCUGCAAUGACGCGUCAUCUACAGUACGCAGCUUGGGCUGCUGACGGACAAGGAGUUGACAGACAUCUCUUUGGGCUCAAGAAGAUCAUGAAUGAGGGUGAAGAAUUGCCCGCUAUCUUCAAGGAUUCCUCGUACGCUAAGACUAGCCAUUGGGAGCUGAGUACCAGUCAGUUGAGUAGCGAUUACUUUGACGGAUGGGGUUAUGGGGAAGUCGUUCCCGAUGGAUACGGACUCUCCUACUCUAUUGGAGACGAUUACAUUCGUUGGACAAUCACAAGUCUUAAACGCAGUACUGCAGAACUCAAACAUUAUCUGGCUGAGGCAGCAACAGAGACGCGUAUCAUGAUGGAAAACGCUGCUGCUCAAAUUGCAACGGAUAAAACCAAGCUAUAG